GAGAGCUCAAUAAAAACCUUCCACCCAUCGGUCUAGGAGGAUAAGAGCAAGAUACUAUUAACAAGUGCAGGAAAUGGAUUUCGGGGUUCCAAUGUCAGUCUAUCUCUUGAUCAAUGGAGGCUAGCCUGCUAAAGAUGCCUUUCCCCUGCUUCACACAGCAAUGACAGCGGUGACUGGAGAGGCAGCCAGCACGAUAAGCCCCCCAGUCACAGCCCAGCAGAGUAACUGGACAGUUAACAAAACAGAAGCUGACUACACAGAAGUACCCAUAGCCUUGAAGUUCUCACAUCCUUGCCUGGAAGACCACCACAGUUACUGCAUCAAUGGUGUCUGUGCAUUCCACCAUGAGUUGGAGAAAGCCAUCUGCAGGUGUUUUACUGGUUAUACUGGAGAAAGGUGUGAGCAUUUGACCUUAACUUCAUAUGCUGCGGAUUCUUAUGAAAAAUACAUCGCAAUUGGAAUUGGCGUUGGAUUACUAUUAAGUGGUUUUCUUGUUAUUUUUUACUGCUACAUAAGAAAGAGGUAUCUAAAAUUGAAAUCACCUUACAAUAUCUGUUCCGGAGGAAGACCACUGUGAAGCCUUUGUAAGAAAUUUUCAUGAGGCAUUGGUGUAAAUCAGUGGGCCCCAAACUGAAAUCUUCAAGUGAAACAACAAAACUUUCCAGGCUGACUAGAAAGUUGGGAUCGUGGUGAAAUGAGAGAAUAAAUUUCAACGUUGGUGCUUAGACUCUGUCAUCGUUAAAGCACCGUGGGAGCCAAGGGAACAAGCUACAGUGACAGAAGUCAAGUUCACAGCCCUACUCUGGGUUUGCUGCUUCUGUGUGGUUUUUGUUCUCCCUAUGGGAUACUGAGUUGUACGCUUCUGACUACGUCAGAUGUGAAUUCUCAUGACAAUAAUUAUCAACUAUGCAGUUGUUAGGGGAAGCGCACUGACUGAAACCGCACACCCUGGCCAGGCGCCACAGUAAGCAUUUGCAUGAGCUGUUUUAUGACAGAAGGUCCUGGUAAGGAACAGGGAACUAAUAAGCCUCCACCAACCAGAAGAGUUCGGGAAAGGUCAAAAGGAAACACCAGCUGUCCGUCCACCUCCCAGAAU
Molecule: messenger RNA, 1096 nt
Organism: Bubalus bubalis (water buffalo)
Lineage: Eukaryota; Metazoa; Chordata; Mammalia; Artiodactyla; Bovidae
Gene: EPGN
Product: epithelial mitogen
Exons: 5
Coding region: 161-577 (138 amino acids)
Biological process (GO): epidermal growth factor receptor signaling pathway; positive regulation of cell population proliferation; positive regulation of mitotic nuclear division
Source: RefSeq, a predicted model, not a curated record